UAUUAUAUGGACAGAGAGAGUGGAUUUUGUCUUGGUUUGUCCUUUGAAAUUCUAUUGUUAAUCUAUUUGUGAAGAUAUUGAUGAGUGCCAACGUGGAACACAUACUUGCACAUCCAUUGCUGAUUGCAUUAAUCUUCCAGGAAUGUAUCGUUGCAAGUGUGCUACAGGCUUUGAAUUUAAUGAAUAUACAAUGUAAAAACAUUUGGAAAUUGCCUGCACCCAUGUUAAACUUUAAAAAACACUCUUCCCCAUUAAGGCGUUGCGAAGACAUUGACGAAUGCAUUAAAUUUUCUGGGCAUGCCUGCUCCUUACAAGCCGAUUGUGUUAAUUCUAUUGGCUCUUAUCAAUGUAUAUGCAAACCUGGAUUUAGUUUAGCUGCAGAUAAUAGAAGUUGUGAUGGGUAUCAAUUGGGAAUAGACGAAGCCACAUGUGAAGAUAUUGAUGAAUGCAAAAUUUGGGCCAAGUCGGGAAAUGAAUUAUGUAUGGGCAAAUGUAUAAAUACUCCAGGGUCGUUUCUUUGUACAUGUCCAGAAGGUUAUCAAGUCAUGUCUGAUGGAAUUACUUGUAAAGAUAUUGAUGAAUGCUCAGAAAACUCAAAUCUGUGUAAUAUUGACCAAAUUUGCAUUAAUUUAUUGGGCAGCUUUAAAUGUGAACGGAUUGAUGUCCACGUAAUUAUAUCCCUGACAAGACUUUUAAAAAGUAAAAUGCAUAGUUUUUAA
Meloidogyne enterolobii is the source of this 719-nucleotide messenger RNA. Lineage: Eukaryota; Metazoa; Nematoda; Chromadorea; Rhabditida; Meloidogynidae. The record is from the annotation of a GenBank genome assembly.